Molecule: messenger RNA, 858 nt
Organism: Yamadazyma jaroonii
Lineage: Eukaryota; Fungi; Ascomycota; Pichiomycetes; Serinales; Debaryomycetaceae
Source: the annotation of a GenBank genome assembly
AUGUUUCGUUUAGGAUUAAAGCAAAUGACUCCAAUUGGAGCAAGAAACUAUGCUACUUUACGUGAAAUUGAAAUGAGAUUAAAAUCCAUUAAAAACAUUGAAAAAAUUACCAACACCAUGAAAAUUGUUGCAUCAACUAGAUUAAACAAAGCACAAAGAGCUAUGCAAGCUUCAAGAGUUUUCCACGAAUCCGACUCUGAAUUUAUUGAAAAUGCUGAACUUGAAGCAAAAGAAGCCGACAAAACUUUAUUAAUUGUUGUUUCAUCUGAUAAAGGUUUAUGUGGAUCAAUCCAUACUCAAGUUUCAAAAGCUGCCAGAAAAAGAAUUGAAGCUUUAGGUGGUAAUGUUGAUGUUGUCACUGUUGGUGAUAAAGUUAAAACUCAAAUGUUAAGAACUCACGAUGACAAAUUAAAAUUAUCAUUCAAUGGAGUUGGUAAAGAAGCACCAAAUUUCAAUGAAGUUGCUUUAAUUGCUGAUGAAAUUGUUAAAUUAGGUACUUAUGAAAAUACUGAAAUUUUAUACAACAAAUUCGUUUCAGGUGUUUCAUUUGAACCAACUACUUUUGGAGUUUUCGCUAAAGAAGCUAUUGAUUCCGCUCCAGGUUUAUCAAAAUAUGAAAUUGAAACCGAAGAAACUAGUGAAAUAAUCAGUGAAUUCUCAUUAGCUAACUCAUUAUUAACUGCUAUGGCUGAAGGUUACGCUUCAGAAGUUUCAGCUAGAAGAAAUGCUAUGGAUAAUGCUUCAAAGAAUGCUGGUGAAAUGAUUAACUCUUAUUCUAUUUUAUAUAACAGAACUAGACAAGCUGUUAUUACUAAUGAAUUAGUUGAUAUCAUUACUGGUGCUUCAUCAUUAGAUUAA